ACAGAGGCUAUCGUUUCUAUUGUUGUGGAAAGGCUGGGUGAUUUGCUCUUGGAAAAAGCAACAUCCUUCUACGGGUCCUUGCACGGGGUGAGUAACCAAGUUCAACAGCUACAAUAUGAGCUCAAACGGAUCCAAAGUCUCCUAAAAGACGCAGAUGCGAGGCAAAAUGAAAGAGAGAGUGUAUGCCGAAGAUAUUAUUGAGAGCUAUGCCCUCAAAGUUGGCUCCAGGCAGGGAGGAGGCAUACAAAAUGUCCUGAAAAGGUUUGGCUUCAUCUUGGGAGAAGCAAAAGCUAUUGAUCAAACUAGCUCAAAGAUUGGUGAAAUAACGAAGAGAAUUUCUACAUUGAACUUGCAUUUACAAAAUUAUGGCAUAAAAUUUGAUUCGAUGGAAGGUGGAGGCCCAAGUUCUUUGAGUGAGAAGAUAAGAGAGCAAAGGCAAACUUAUGCGCAUGUUCAACCUGAUCGUGUUGUUGUUGGAUUGGAGGAUAACCUGAAGGAAGUGGUGGCAUGUUUGACAGAAGAGGUCAAAUACAAGUACAGAGUCGUUUCCAUAUGUGGUAUGGGUGGUCUUGGAAAGACUACUCUUGCUAGGAAGGUUUAUCAUCACCCAAAAGUCAAGAGUCACUUUGAAUUUCGUGCUUGGGUAUAUAUCUCUCAACAAUGUCAAAUAAGAGAUGUUUGGGAAGGAGUUAUGAUCAAACUUAUCUCUCCAUUUGAAACGGAGAGAGAUAAAAUUCGAAAAAUGACAGAUGCAGAGCUUACUAAGGAACUUUGUGAAAUUCUACGCCGAAAUAAAUGUUUGGUGGUUCUAGAUGAUAUCUGGAAAGUCGAGAAUUGGAACAGAUUAUCUGCUACCUUCCAAUUGAAUGAUACGAACAGCAGAAUAUUGCUAACCUCUCGUAAGGUAGACAUGGCUUUGCAAGUAGAUCCAAGGCGGGGCCACCUUCACGAAUUAAAGCUUCUAAAUGAUGAAAACAGCUGGGAAUUGCUUCAAAAUAUAGCAAUAUCAUGGAGAUCAGAAGAUUCUAAAAUCAAGGAAGAAAUGAGCUUUUUAGUAAAAGAGACGGUUAGCUAUUGUAAGGGUUUACCACUGGCCGUCAUUGUACUAGGAGGACUUUUGGCAACAAAGCAGACGUUAGAAGAGUGGAAACAAGUGCAUAGAAAUGUUAAAUCAUACCUUCAUCAACAGAAAGAUCUUGGAAUUAUAAGCAUGGUGUUAGCUUUAAGUUAUGAUGAUUUGCGUUCCCACUUGAAAUUGUGCUUCCUAUAUUUAGGCCAUUUCCCAGAGGAUUUUGAGAUACGGACUAAGGAGUUAAUUCAAAUGUGGAUGGCCGAAGGUCUUAUACUUCAAAUGCAACACACUGGAAGUAACAAGGAAACACUGGAGGAUGUUGGAGAACAAUAUUUAAAGGAGCUAGUUCAAAGGUGUAUGGUACAAGUAGGACAAAAGAGUUCAUUUGCAGGGAUCAAAACUUGUCGUCUCCAUGAUCUUAUGCGAGACUUUUGUGUGGUAAAAGCUAAAUCGGAAAAUUUUCUCCACAUCAUCAAUAUUAAUCAUGAGUCCAAUGAAAAAAUAGAAACUCCCAUUGGUGAAGUUCGAAGAGUUGCUAUCAGUGGUGGAUCAAGUGAUCCCGUGAGGCUUGGAUUUAUAGUUCCAUCAACAUCCCUAAAAUAUUUUCACCUAAGGUCUCUUCUAAUAUUCUCUGUGCCUUUGAAAGUCAAAUCUAUGCUAAGGAACUUCAAAUAUCUUAAGAGUCUUGAAUUUUGGAAUGACUACCGAUCUUGACGAUGGCGACUAUAGGUCGGAGAUGGUUUCCCCCCCUGAGAUCAAAAGUCUCAUCAACUUGAGAUUCUUAUCUCUAAGGUCUACUGGUGUAAGAAGUAUCACAUCUCUAAGAAAUUUGAAGUUCUUGCAAACACUAGAUUUGUGGUGGACAUCUUGGCAAUUAGCUAAUGUGCCAAAUGAUGUGUUCAGAAAUAUGGAGCACUUGCGGCAUCUGUAUCUACCUCUGUUUUCCGAAGUCAGGGGGAAGUUGCAACUACCUAAUGCUAGUAAGCUGCAAACACUUGUGAAUAUUCCUGUUUUCAUUUGUGAUGUUAAAGAUCCGAUGGCUGGAUUUGACAAGUUUGGAAACAACUUAAUGCCUUCAAAUUUCACAUUCAAUUGUCUUCAUGUUCAUAAGAUCCGAUGUCCAAAUAGUAAUUGGGAUAAGAGAGUGGAUAUAACACCAAUGGUAACGAGUUGUCCUCACAUAUAUCAGCUACGGCUUUUGUGGAAAAUAGAGAAAUUGCCAGAACACGGCAAAAUUUCUCCACAUCUUGCCCGGUUAAUGUUACAUGCGACUCAUCUUGAAGAAGGCCCAAUGCUGAUUUUGGAGAAGUUUCCCGACUUAAAGAUUCUCCACCUUAGGUCUCAUGCCUACACAAGGAAGAAGAUUAUUUGUUCUGUAAGAGGAUUUCCUCAACUUCAAUCCCUCGUUCUUGCAUAUUUACGUAACUUAGAGGAGUGGGAGGUGGAGAAAGGAUCCAUGCCCAACCUCUGCCAUUUGAAGAUUGAAUAUUGCCAGAAUCUUAGUAUGGUUCCAAAUGGACUUCAGUUUGUCAAUAACCUACAAAAAUUGGAAAUUGAAGGCAUGUACUCAUCAUUCAUAGCUAGACUUGGCGAAGGAGGACAAGAUUUUUACAAAAUACGACACGUGCCUUCCCUCGAAGUUAAACCAAGCAGAUUUGUAUAAGGAUCUUGGAGUUUGGACGAUAUAACACUAGCAAUCUGACAUGAUAGAACGUGG
Messenger RNA from Carya illinoinensis, 2789 nucleotides. Its product is annotated as probable disease resistance RPP8-like protein 2. The transcript is spliced from 3 exons. The record is from RefSeq and is a predicted model, not a curated record. NCBI's taxonomy places the organism in Eukaryota, Viridiplantae, Streptophyta, Magnoliopsida, Fagales, Juglandaceae. Bases 1770 to 2735 code for a protein of 321 amino acids.